UAACGUUGAAGGGAAGACGGCCUCCAGAAGGCUGCAGCCGAUGGUUCUGAUGCUGAGGGGAAGAUGCAGAAGCCGAGGAACUAUUUGAAACCAGUGGCGUGCGGCUGUGAUGUACAUGAUCCACGCAGCGGAAACUGACACUAGGGAAAUGGCAGCCCCCAUGGAGCGGAGACUCCCCGCGGGACGUCCCCACGUGAUGGGCUGGCCCGAUUGCAGCGCCGGAUCCGAGCAACAUUGGCUGCCGGGGCUGCGGCUGCCGGGCAACAUGUGGGCGAUGAGUGUGGCCGCGCUAUUCCUUUGUGCCAGCGUCCUUCCCGCUCCCAGCACGGAGCAGCGUCAGCGCCAGCGACGGGAUUGGCUGCAGAAGUUGAAUUUCCAUUUUCCAAAGCAGAAGAGUGAGAGAAAGCAGUCGCUGUCAUUGGUCAAUGAUCUGUUCCGGUCGACAGUUCCUAUAUUCCGUCUCGGUGCUGAAGAAGGGACAGGUCUGCAGAACCCUCUCCGAUGUGGUGUCCCCGAUCCACCCCCAGGGAAACAUGGCCGCCGCAGAUGGCAUGGCAACACCAAACGGCGGAGACGAUUUGUAAUUGCAGGAGGAAGAUGGAAGAAAACUGACCUAACCUACAAAAUUGUACGUUUUCCUUGGCAACUCAGUCAAGUGAAAGUAAGGCGCAUUAUUGCUGAAGCAGUGAGCGUGUGGAGUGAUGUAACUCCCUUAACAUUCACAGAGGUACAGGAUGGAAGUGCUGACAUCAUCAUUGAGUUUACAAGGUACUGGCAUGGAGAUCACCUGCCGUUUGAUGGCCCUGGUGGGGUCCUGGCCCAUGCCUUCUACCCUCAAACUCCUCAGGCAGGAGAAAUUCACUUUGACUAUGAGGAACUGUGGACCACUGACAGUGACAAGGGUAUUGAUCUCCUGCAUGUAGCAGCUCACGAGUUUGGCCAUGUCCUCGGUCUGCAGCACUCACAAGACUCAAAAUCUUUGAUGGCGCCUUUCUACACUUUCCGUUACCCAUUAAGGUUGGCAGAGGACGACAAGCAAGGGAUACAGUACUUGUACGGCCGGUCUCACCACACAGGAGUCAAUUUCUUCAAUCCGGACAUUGAAAUCAAUGAGUUGCCUAGUCUUCACCCUCUGGGAAAAGAGCCAGCUGCUUGUGAGACAGACUUUGAUGCAGUCUCAAUGAUCCGUGGGGAGCUCUUCUUUUUUAAAUCCAAAUAUGUGUGGAGAUUGAGAAAUCGACAGCUUCAGCCCGGCUACCCAGCGCUGGCCUCCCAGCAUUGGUGGGAAUUCCCUGACCAUAUCAACGCAGGGUUCGAGGAUGCCAAUGGCAAUUUCUGGAUCUUUCAAGGCUCCAAUUACUGGAUCUAUGAUGGAGAAAAGAGAGUACUGGGCCCCAGGUUGAUCUCCGACUUGGGACUUCCUGUGAGAGGUGUGCAGGCUGCUCUGAUGUGGGGUGAAGAGCAGAAUAAGAUCUAUCUCUUUGAAGGAAAUUAUUAUUGGAAACUCAAUGUCAACACAAAUUCUGUGGAGAGUAUUUACCCACACAGUACCAGUGAUUGGCAAGGUCUUCCUCCCGGCAUUGAUGGGGCAUUCCAGGAUAAGCACGGCUAUGCUUACUUUCUUCGAGGAAGGAAUUACUGGAUGUUUGACGCUGUUCAAGUUAAGAUACAAGAAGACUACCCAAGGCUGAUAGGCCAAGACUUUUUUGGAUGUCCUUCUUCAUUCGGUUAUACACGUGGCUCUUCAGUUUGAAGCUCCCGUGUCUGCCUUUCCAAUACUGAUCAUGAGCUUCCUAUUUACUCUUCACUCUGGAUGUUUCUAUUCCCACUUACUUUUCUGGGAUUUGUUAUAUACAAUGAGCCAAAUUAGAUUGACCCUUGUGGUUCAACAAGAUGGAAGGAGGAUUCAGUAAAAUUGAAUGUUGGAAGGAAAGCUCACCUAUGUAAGAGAGCUCUCUUCAUUCUUUCCUCAUCCACCUACCAAAGUACAAAAUCCACAGUUCUGACUGAUCUCAAGUUUGCCCAUCAAAAAAAAAAGAAUAUCCACUUCAUAA
Amblyraja radiata (thorny skate) is the source of this 2054-nucleotide messenger RNA. RefSeq names its product matrix metallopeptidase 11a (gene mmp11a). Lineage: Eukaryota; Metazoa; Chordata; Chondrichthyes; Rajiformes; Rajidae. Gene Ontology annotation, biological process: collagen catabolic process; extracellular matrix organization; proteolysis. Bases 110 to 1753 code for a protein of 547 amino acids. The record is from RefSeq and is a predicted model, not a curated record. Gene Ontology annotation, cellular component: extracellular matrix. Gene Ontology annotation, molecular function: metalloendopeptidase activity; zinc ion binding. The transcript has 8 exons.